Bactrocera tryoni is the source of this 1703-nucleotide messenger RNA. RefSeq lists its product as uncharacterized. The coding region runs from base 1 to 729 and encodes 242 amino acids. NCBI's taxonomy places the organism in Eukaryota, Metazoa, Arthropoda, Insecta, Diptera, Tephritidae. The record is from RefSeq and is a predicted model, not a curated record. The transcript has 4 exons.
AUGUUGCUGCCCCAGAAGUCGCCCGCUGCCCAUUGGCGCUCCUUUGUGGACCUAAUGAUGGCACCAGUGUCGCCGAAAAAUCUUCGUCUGUCGGCCAUACUGAUUGGCAUUUACCAACUGCUUGUCGCCCAUUUGUUACUCUUCCUGGUGCUUUUGGGUCUGGCUCAUGCCGAACAAAUGAAAACUAUGCUCGCAAUGGAUAUUGAGGAUCAAAAGGAUAAUGGCUUUUAUGACAUGUCACCGUUUCGCAAUCAACUGCGUCUGCGCACCGCCUCCCAGCUCGUUUCCGUUACCGAAAUGCUGCUCUACAUACUGACGGCAGUGGCUUCGGUUUAUCUGCUCAGCACGAUUGCUCUUUUUGCAGGCAUAUUUAAGAAUCGGUCGGAAUUCGUACUUCCGUGGUUGGUGGUUGAGUUUAUUUUCAUUGUAUCGGCUGCGGUGUUGGUAUUUUGGUUACAGAAUGAGAAGUUUGUCGAUAUCAUUGGAGGCAAAAUAUAUUACUUUAUUAUAUGCUUCACGGUACUGUCUUUCGAUUGUUUGAUGUGGUAUAUCAUACAUUCUUUUUAUCAAAGGCUACGGACCAUGAACAAAUUGCGUGAGAUUGCCACUGUCGCAAUACCCUGCCCGCCACCUGGAUCGAUACCCUUCCACUUCCGGCGCGAGAACAUGUAUCUUGGCAGCAACGGCUAUAAGCAUAUACUCUCUGAAUCCCCCGAUGGAAAUUAUUAAAAUAAAUGUUGAAUAAAAAGCAAUUGCAACUCAAAGAGAUUUAAGAAAGUAAACACGAAAUCUACAGCACCUGACACUCUAUAAAAUCCCGUGAUUCCUUCGGCAUGCGCGAUUUCUUUACGACACGCUUCACAGCUUAUUUGUACCAGCAACUCAGUGGAAAAAGAGAAAUUUUAAUAGAAAAUAGAAAGUAAAAAAUAAUAAAACAAAAACUACAUGCAAUAUACUCGGCCUUAUUACGUAUUACUAUUAUUAUUGUUGUUGCUGUUAUUGUGAUAUUUUGCUGGGAGCUAGGAGAAAGCUUUAAUAUACAUACAUACCAUAUGUACAAUUACUUAUAUAAAUUAACAGCUUUAAUUGUAUAUUAUUUAUUUUUUGUUUUUUUUUUUUUUGAAUUUUUUAAGAAAUUUCUUAAAGCAAAAUAGUAGAAGAAUAGUGUCUUCAAGUUUUUUCUUCAAAUGCUUGCUUUAAUAAGGCUUUUUCAACUUCCAUUUGUAUUUUAAAAAUUCUCACCUAGUAAUCAUGUUAGAUAAGCUAUUUUAUAAGCAACUACAAUCUAUGUACACACAUACAUAUAUAUUCUUAUAUGUACAUGGAGUGAGUAGUACAUGCUAUUACAUGCAUAAAUACAUACCAAAGUAUAUGAAACCAAUAUUUUUAAUCUCAGUGCAAAAUUUGUACGGAAUGAUACACGUAACUGUAAUUAAAUACGAUUAAAUACGAAUGUUUUUGCAAAUACAUACAUAUGUAUGUAUGUGCAUAUGUACAUGUGGUAAGAGGAGUGAUAUGUAUUGUGGCAUGUGUAUUCAUUUGGUGAAUGAAAAAUUAUGCUAAAAUAAAGGAGCAGCAAACAUAUGUACACAUAAUAAUUGUAAUAAUAAUGUUAUUAAGUCAAACGCAUGUAAAUGCUUGGUUAACGCUAUUUUAUUCAAUUAAACCCAAUAAAGUCAUGGAGACGAAAUUAUGUCGGUUUA